GCCACAGAGUCACUGUUCUCCAUCAUUAUCAAAGUGUCGGUGCUGUAGGAAGUCACAGAAGACAUCCUGUGGAUAGGGCUAACUUUUUACCCUUUUUUUCACCAACUCUGCGAACUCAUAUUGUUUCAGCUUUUAGGCAAACGUAUUUUUUUUUCAGAGAACAUGUUGACUCCAUUAGGAAGCCCUCAUCUAUGGAAGCGUGGGAAGUCUGGGCUGAAGUCUUAGUGCGGUCAUGCAACUCUCCUAAGGCGAGCCAUGUAAGAACAUUAGUUCUUUGCGAGCAAUUAUCACAUUUCAGACUUUUUAGGAAAAAAGUUGAUGUGGUAAACUUCUAUUGACUGAGCUGGUGAAUAAUGGAUGACAACCUUAGCACAUUAGUGUCUGCUUCAGGGAACAUCACUUCCCCCUACCACCCUGCUGAGGGAUCCUGGAUCCUCCUCGUUUUGGUCACUGUCAUUGCCAUUAUAGUGGCGGGAAACCUGCUGGUCAUCAUCGCUAUUGCUUCCACUUCCCAGCUCCAGACGACAACAAACAUCUUCAUCAUGUCUUUGGCGUGCGCUGACCUCAUCAUGGGGGUCCUGGUGGUGCCCCUGGGGGCCACCAUUGUGUUGACAGGCAACUGGCAGCUGGAUGAAAUCUCAUGUGAUUUCUGGACCUCGGUGGACGUCUUGUGCGUGACGGCAAGCAUCGAGACGCUCUGUGUGAUAGCAGUGGACCGCUACAUAGCCAUUACGAGGCCACUCAGACACCAGGUUCUGCUGUGUAAGUGGCGCGCCAGGGCAAUCGUUUGUUUAGUGUGGCUCGUUUCCACCUUAAUCUCCUUUGUGCCAAUUAUGAAAGGAUACUGGCGUGCAGAUGACGAGUAUGAAGCCAGGAUGUGCUACGAUGUCCCCACUUGUUGUGACUUCGUUACCAACCGGGCCUACGCCAUUGUAUCUUCUACAGUGUCUUUUUACAUUCCUCUCUUCAUAAUGAUCUUUGUGUAUGCAAAGGUCUUCCUAAUAGCAAGGCAACAGGUGCAGCUCAUUGAUAAGAAUAGAAUGCGUUUCAAGCAUGAGUGUCUGACUCUGCAAAUGCAAGUUGGUUCCAACCACAACAAUGUCCUCCAGUCAGAAUGCAUGGGCCAGGGUGCAUGCAACAGCGCCAUGGGAAGGAAGGGCGUCAAGCGAAGACCAUCACGGUUAUUGCUUGUGAAAGAACACAAAGCCUUAAAAACCUUGGGUAUCAUCAUGGGGACCUUCACUGUGUGCUGGUUGCCGUUCUUCGUCGCCAACAUCAUCAACGCUUUCGACCGAAACGUUCCAUCAGAGAGGAUAUUCAGACUCUUAAACUGGCUGGGCUACGUCAACUCUGGUCUCAAUCCCAUCAUCUACUGCCGCAGCCCAGAGUUCCGCACUGCUUUCAAGAACCUUCUGGGUUGCCCGUGGCUGUCAACCCUGUGGAUCAACACAUUCUAUAAAGAACUGAGAACUCGAUGCUCGUGCUUUCCAUGGCAGACCGAGUCGGGCUUGGCAGGCUCUUUCCACAAAACUCCAACUGGUAGCCUGGCCAGUACUCAAGGGAGCAACAAGAGCGAAGAGGCUUCACCUAUUCCAAUCCAGUCCAACGGCAACACAAUGUUCAGCGACUUAUCACAACCUGAACCCAAAUUCACGGUGCGUCCUCCCCUAACCCUAACCCACCAUGACGAUAGAGAACAUUGCGAGUGCCAGAACUUUGAUAAAGGAGGUGUGCUUCCCCGGAGAUCCAGACCAACGUUGCGAUGAGAUGGAAGUGUCAAUGGGUGAAUGUUUGAUCAUCCUAAAUAUUGUCUGUUUCAAUGCAGAUGUGGUGGCCUGGUUGGAAUUAUUUUGCAUUCAUGCACCACUCAGGUAGUGUGCGCCCUUUCCAAGUGUCUAGAACCCAAAAACAGUGACAGUACAGUACAUGGUCCAACUGUCAACACAGGGCUUAUGAAAAUAAUUGCUGUACUGCUGUGUAGUGUGUGUUUCACACAGUUGCUGGCUGUCAAAACCUAUCAAAAAGACAUGCUAAUGCUGACAACAUUGCUACUUGAUCUGUGUUGAAAACGUCAAUAUCAAAAAACAGACGAUGGCGAGCACAGAUAGCACCACAUUAGAUGAUCUGAACAAAAACCGGGGGUCUCAUCUAAAUUGGAUGGAAGUCUGACUAAAAGUCUCGUAUGCCAGAUUUUGCUAGAUGAGCCCAACCUGCAAGGACAUCUUUGUAAAAAAACAAACAAAAAACUUAAUGUACUGUACUUAAUGUAACUUAAUGUUUUGUUGUUGUAUGUGAUCUAUGGCAGUGGUCCCCAAACUUUUUUGACCCACGGACCGGCUUGUGCCGACCCCCCAUCCACCACUUCAAAUUAUUACAUCGCUGUUUGACAUGUGUGGUAAAAAGGCAGUGUGCUAGCAUGAAUUAACGAGACAAAUGUGCACAUUAGCACUCAAUAAGUCAUCAAAACUUACCUUUAUGCAUUCCCACAUAGUAUCAGCAUUUGAGACCAAAAUGAGGUGAAAGAAAAAUGCUAAAAAUAGAGUAGUCUAUUUGUGCGGCGAGAGAAAGUUAGCACACGCACAAUGGACAUGCGUCAAGUGACACUGAUGUAACAGAGAAUCCGGCCACUUUUCAAAAUAAAACAUAAAGAAAUUAAAUAAUGGAAAUUAUUUUUUCUUUCUGUGCGGCCCGGUACCAAAUGACCCACGGCCCGGUACCAGGUCACGGCUCGGGGGUUGAGGACCACUGAUCUAUGGCAUCUGUUAAAUUGGGCAAGUGCAGCGUUACAGUGUAUACUGUACGUAAGAUGUGGAUAAAGCACAGAAUAGCACUUGUUCAAGGAAUACACUUGUGGCGUGGACAAACACAGAUCAUUGGCAGCAAAGCUACAGACACACAAAACAGCGUGUUCCCAGGAGCAGGGCUUACUAAAAUCCCUUUUAAACUGUCAAAAUUCCAGUAUUAAGGCAAGAUUUUGUCCAACACACUAAUACACCUUGGGACCUAUCAUAAUCCUUCGCAUUGCAAUGACGUCAACUAGCUCUGAGAGAUUAAUAAACUUUGCUAGUUGUAGGGUCGUGAGUAUCACUGUAAUGGCUCACUGCACCACUGCAUCCGACAUGUCGAUGUCCAUCUGAAUAAAUGCAUGGCUCUUAUCUCCAAGAGCCAUUUGUUUACAUCCUCGCACAAUACAGUACAUCUCCCACCUUUGACAUUUGUGGUAGGGUUUUGUAGUCUCACCCCGAGGGUGUUUACAUUUUUGCUGAAGAAAGUUGUGUAUGUUAAUGUGUGUUCUUCUUCUUCUUAUUAUUAUUAUUUUCUAACAUAAUCUUCUCACUCUGAGAAUCACAUUGCUGAUACUGCAAGACGCAAAAUGCACUGCAAUAGCUAGUGUCACAUGACUGCUCCCCACUCCUCUUUUGGCAGUCACUCGUUAUCGCUGUACAGCCAGUGUUGCCACGAUUACCUUGGAAAAGUAAUCAGAUUACUGAUUACUCCUUUAAAUAUUUUACUUUAUUUUAAGUUAGAUUUCAAGUUACUUUAUUAGAUUCUUUUCCAGCUGCAGUCAGCUGCCUCAACAUUAAACUAAUCAUUUUAUUGGCAGGGCAUCUUUAACAUUAAUGUCAACAAUAUAUUUGCUGCCAUUGAAGGCUGAACUUUCCUGAAAUAAAUUGUUUUUUUCAUUUUGUAGAAAGGUGUUUAAAUAUUAAAAAGUGAUACAUAUUUAAAAACAAAGCGUUGCGUUAUUAUUGGUUGUUGGUGUCAACAUUUCAGCUUUUUCUCAGUUGUGCUUUUUGCUCUAUUUUUACAAUUGUUCUGUUUUCUUUUUUUUUAAAUUUUGUUUCUGCAGUGGGCCUCAGGCCAAGAACACAUGAGACACACUUUGGGCACCACUGCUUUUGUGGCUCGGGGUUGGGCAAACCAUAACUCCAUAUGGCUUGAUGGCUUACUGUUUUGGGUGGGCGAUGGUGGUUGAAAGGAGAGAGGCCAAAGUUUUGUUGCGACUGGAGCUGAUUGAUGCUUUACGACAGUCAGCCUUAAUGGCGCAGCUGGAAUACUUUUUUAAGGUUCACGUCACGCAACGCUUGUUGCUUGCAGGGGAAGGAAGGCGUGCUGGUGCGGUGUGCGCUGUCACCUCCGGCCGGGCUUUGAGGACUGAGAUCAGGGAGCUUGUGGGGUGUGUGUCUGUGGAGUGUGGAGGCGUACAGGCGUGUUCAUCGGUCAAAAUACAUGCCUGUUAGUCACUCUCCGGGAGGGGAGGUCAUUUAUUUUUUCCAAUAUUUUCGCAACUGGCGAAGACCCAAAGAUUGACAGGUUGGCAAUCCCUGCUCAAAAUAAUGGCUCUAUUUCCCACCAGAAAAUGCCCAUCUCUCGCCUCUCUCCGUUGUGUUGCUACAUGCUGACAAUGUGACUUGCGGCAUGCAUGACAUCACUCCCCGAAACACAAGAAGAAAGCAAAUACAGUAUCUCUUUUUACUAAGGAAAAUGACAAAAAUAGUAAUGCACAGUGACUUGUAUGAAUUGAAUCUGAUUACUGGUUUGUAAAUAGUAACACGUUAGAUUACUCAUUACUCUAAAAGUGGUUAUUUUAGAGUAACGUGUUACCGGCAUCUCAAUAAAUAGCUCUUUUGAGUGCAUGUUUUCAUGACAUGACAUGACAUGACAUUAUGAUCAGUGGUGCUGAAUUUAGAUUUGAAACACAUUAAAUACUGUGUACCUGCAUAUUUGUCAGCAAAAUUCAGCAAUGCAAGCUCGAUUGCUAGAGUUUAGUAGCCAACAUUUGCACUUGAAACAGACAUUUUCCACAAAAGAAGGGAAAAUGAUGAAAAUAAGGAGAGUUCUGGUAUUUCCGGGAGUGGGGAUUCACCUGUAUAAUCCCUUCUCUGAAACCACUAUUAGUAACAUAUAGGGAUGCUCUGAUCUAUCGGCCACCUAUCAAUAUUGGCCAAUUUCCGUAAAAAAACGUGCGAUCGGCAUAUGUCGAUAAACGCCUUUCAAAGCAGGUAACAAAAACCAAAAACUUUCCGUGCGGCGGAAAGUCCCACAUGUCUGCUGUGUCACACAGGGUUGCCACCAAAAUGACGCAUCUCGUAUUGAGCAGACAAGGGACGUACUUCAUCCCGUACUGCCGUGAAAAUCAAGUCUGUAAAACCUCAAUGGCUUCAUUUUCACAACUUGACACAGGCUACACCAAUCGAUGCCAGCAUGGUUUGUUCACUCCUUUAUCAAACUUAUUGCCAUUGGAUUUUUCUUGCAUCUUUGUUUACACACUUUGCCUGUCUGUCACUUGCUGUUCAAAGUACUGGCUGUACUUGACAUUACUUUACAUUGGCGGCAGCUAGCUAGCUAGCUAGAGUUAUGCACCUAGCUUCUGGACUUCAGACUCCAAAUGUGACUUUUUACCACAGUGAUAUUUUGUUUUUAAAACAAAAAAGGAACGCGGUUAGUUCGGAGCUCGUUUUUGUCCCACAGGGAAGCCACAAGUGGAUAUCACACUCAUGGCAUAUGUACUACACAAGUGGAUAUCACACCCAUGGCAUAUGUACUACACAAGUGGAUAUCACACUCAUGGCAUACGUACUACACAAGUGGAUAUCACACUCAUGGCAUACGUACUACACAAGUGGAUAUCACACCCAUGGCAUAUGUACUACACAAGUGGAUAUCACACUCAUGGCAUAUGUACUACACAAGUGGAUAUCACACACAUGGCAUAUGUACUACACAAGUGGAUAUCACACUCAUGGCAUACGUACUACACAAGUGGAUAUCACACCCAUGGCAUACGUACUACACAAGUGGAUAUCACACUCAUGGCAUACGUACUACACAAGUGGAUAUCACACUCACGGCAUAUGUACUAACUUUUUAAAUUGUUAUUUAAUUAAACAACUUCACUGUCUUGUUGUCAUAAUUAUUAUGUGUUGUCCUUAUUUGUGUGUUUAAUGAAAAUAAGCACAUGGUGUAUCGAGCCUUAUGAUGGUGAUACCAUCACAGGGGUCUCCUAUCUCCUAGCUGAUUUUACCUUCACAGUGUGUCAAAAAAUAUUUGCUUCAAUUUAGUCGUUUUUUUAUUACAACUGUUGAAUUCAGGCUUUAUACCUUUACAUAAUACAACAAAUGACCACAAAGACGAUGGCUACACUGUUUGGGUGGAGAUGUGCUUGGUACAUAACGUAGUGUACAAUUUAAAUGUUGCCAGUCACAAAUAAAACACAAAUAGUGGACAGCUCUAAUAGUGCUGAAAGAGAUAGAGACCCCUGCAACCUGGACACUGAAUUUAUUCUCUUUUAAGUUGAUCAGGACAGAUGUCUGUUUAAUAAAGAUAUUUAUUUACAUUAUUUUAUUCAGUUAAUUUUGUUAUCUUGAGCUAAAAAAUAAUUAUUGAACAGUUUAUUUCCCAUGUAUUUGUAUUACUCCAAAACAUGCAUCAAAUUAAAUUCAGGUUUGUUCCAAAACGCACACAAAUUGUUUCACACAAACAAAGGCAAACAUAUUUUUCAAAAUAAUGACCUAUUUACCAGGGGCCCUUGGAAUUGUCUAACAGGUCCCCUGAACAACAGAACUCAUCAUAAAUGAAUUGAAAAAUGUACAGUUAAUUCAUGUGAUUGGUAACAUAUGCUCUCAAUUUAAAUGCCCGUGAUUUGAAUCUGGCAUCCCUACUCUUUAGUCAGACUGAUUAGAUUAGAUUGUUCCAGCUCCUUAUACCAGUUUUAUUUACAUUCUGGCUAUUAAACUACAAAACUAAUAGGUUAUCCAUUCACAUGAUUCCACAAAAUGGAUGUUCCUCAAUCCUUGUGUCUUUUUUGUGGUCUGUCAUGUGGCGACAUUCUUGCCAUUUUCACUUUAUCCAUCCAUCCAUCCAUUUUCUGUGCCGCUUAAUCCUCAUUCGGGUCGCGGGGGUAUGCUGGAGCCUAUCCCAGCUGACUUUGGCCGACAGGCGGGGUACACCCUGGAUUGGUCGCCAGGCAAUCACAAGGCACAUAUAGACAAACAACCAUUCACACUCACAUUCAUACCUAUGGACAAUUUAGAGUCACCAAUUAACCUAACGUGCAUGUCUUUGGAAUGUGGGAGGAAACCGGAGUACCCGGAGAAAACCCACACACGCACGGGGAGAACAUGCAAACUCCACACAGAGAUCAAAUUAGAGACAAAUUUCAUAUUUUUUCCCACACACCUUCUUUGACAUGAUUUUUGUUGUUGUUCAUGGUCAUCCUCAAACUUGAUGGAUGGACGUAUUUGCAUUGCGUAGUGUGAGUCUUCCUGAACAGACGUAUGCAGUGGGCAUGACGGUAGUUGUGUUUGAAAACAAUAGUGAACUUGCGUAAAAGAAUGCAGGACUGAGGCAUGCUUACUGUAAUUAGCGAGAACAAAAAUACAGCACGAGGGAACUGGCAGAAUAGUGGUAUCAACAGUGUCUGCUCGUCAGGACGGCCAACAUACUUCGACAGGAAAAACAAUUGUCGCAGACUUUUAUCUGAUUGCAACUGACAUUCCAUAUAAGGUGCGUGCAGCAAAGGUUAAGAAGUUGCACAGUAACAUUCAGCCAGUUGCAUUUUGAAAAAAGACAAACUUCGUACUGGAAAUUUGCACAUACAGUAUGCCUGUCUGUGAAAAUGUAUUAGUCAUUCAGGGACCACACGACUGUUGCAAAUGUUGCCAUUCAGCUCCUUGUUAGAGAGCAGCAUGGACAGUUGACAGGAAAGUCAAACACGCACCACACGAGGGGUCACCAACGUGGUGCCCGCGGGCACCAGGUAGUCCCCCACGACCACAUGAGGUGCCCGCAAGCCUGCUUUUCAUUCAGGUUUUCAGUUAAUAAUGAAAGAACAGUAGAAAGAAAUGCAUUCUGAAAUAGAAAAUGUGGGUUGUGGACACCAGCAUUUUGUUCAUGUUGUGGUAAAACAAGCAUAUUUGCUUUGUUUGGGUUUAAAAUAAGCUCUGAAAAUAAAUGUUACAAAAAUGAGUAGCUCUUGGCCAUUUUCAUUUUGUAAAAGUAGCUCUCACAAGGAAAAACGUUGGUGACCCCUGCUCUACACUGUACUACGUUUUAUGAGAGGUUAUUUAUUUAUAUGCAUUGAAUUUUUAGGAAGGAAAAAGUGGCAUAGCUAGCCUUUUUCACAUCAACACCAUCUUCUGGAUCCGGUUUGGAAUUUGCACACUUGCUGCAUUAAACCACAGUUUCUUUGUGUCAUGACUCAAAGCGGCAUUAACUUAAUGGAGAAUAAGCUGGUCUCUGUUUCGUCUAUUAUUCGACGGUAUUCUUUUACGUUUAUUACUGCCGUACCAAGCCACUUUGCAUUUCACGGUUUUUCAAAAAUCUAUUCAUAAAUCAUGCUGUUUCAUGGUUCAAUACAGCCAAUUACUGGUUUAAAAAUAUGCAUACUUAAGCAAACUGUAUGUAUUUCUGGCAUAAAGUAAGUAUUUUCAAGCAUAAAAAUGUCUAAAUGAACUAAAACACAAAUAUAUAUUUGUAUAUGAUUUCAUUUAAGGCAUUCAGAAGACUGUAAUAAUAUGAGAGUAUUCUACACUCGUCACUAGGUGUCAGUAAGGUUACUAUAAUGUUCGGUGAGAAACAGAAGCACCAGACUUGAUGACCAGAACAACAGGCUCUUUCUUAUUGAAGGUUUGAAUUAUCUCACAACAGGCACAAUAAUAACACAAUAAUAAUAAUAAUAAUAAUAAUAAUCCUAAUAAAAAUACAGGCUACUGUCGUGACUAUAAUCCACGGCAAACUAAAACUCAACUCUGAACCCCCGACGUCACUUCCUGUCCAACACCGGAACAUAUUUAUGGCAACACACACGAGUAUGAGUCUUAUUUACAUCUUAAAUGGUCUAUCUUCUGUUAUUAAGUCUUUUAUAUUGCGUAAUAUGAGUGUAAAGUUAUUUCAUGUCUAGAAGGCUCUAAUAAUAUUAAAAAGGUCGUAAACAGGUUUUCUAUGCUCUAACUACAAAAAUAUUCAAUUAUAAAUAAGGAAUUGUAUUUCGCGGAAAGUCAUUUAUCACUUUCGGGUCUGGAACCAAUUAACUGUGAUAAACGAGGGAUGACUGUAUAAAACUUCACUUCUACCCAAUGAGACUAAACCUGAAUGUCUGUCAUCCAAGUCAUGCUAAUUACAGACUAAUUAGUUGAUUAAACAGAAUUUCUUGAAGAUGUUUUUCACCUCUCUAAGAGUCUUUCAUUCUUAUUAAUAAUUUUUAAACAUUAAUGUUUAAAGAUUUUCUAGGAAGGAAUAAGGGUAGCUGACCAAGCGGCCAUGGCUACUGGCAACGAACACAGGUGCAUUUUAUUGAGAUCCCAUGCCAAAUUCUGAGGGCUGUUGUUAUGCCAUUCAUCCACGACCAUUACCUCAUGUUGCAGGAUGAUAAUGCACGGCCCCAUCGUGCAAGAAUCUGUACACAAUUCCUAGAAGUUGAGAACACCCCAGUUUUUGCAUGGCCUGCAUGCUCACCGGACAUGUCACCUUUUGAGCAUGUUUCGGAUGCUCUGGAUCGGCUUAUACGGUACAUGAGGAAAAAGGUCACACCAGAUACUCACUGGUUUUCAGGUGCUGACGUAGCAGUCAGGAUUUAAUCAGUACAACACCAAAUGAACUUCUGAAGCCUUUCAAGAUAUACAGUAUUAACUUUAACCUAAUCAACUUUGUGUACGUGUGUGUGUGUGUGUGUGUGCGCGCAUGUGAAUAACUUUCUACCACUCUCCAGCAGUCUGGCGCUCACAGAAAUGUAUUCCACUCCCUUGUUUGUUCUUAAGCCUAAUUGGCCAUUAAAAGAUGCAUUCACUGUGGCAGAUGCUGUGGGAAAAUUUGUUGUUGGAAAUUAUAUAACAAUGUUCACGUUAGUUGAAUACUUUGAUGUUAAGUCCAAAGUCGUCAAAAUUGAUUUGAUUCCAUGUGACAGAGUCCACACCUCUGCCACUCGCCCCACAGAGGUAAAUUACUUUAAACCUGGCAAACAAGUCCAACCGAUAUUCAAUCAACAAGAGUGGACCAGAAAUAACAGACAAAAGCAAUCUAUUGUGACACUUUUUGAAGGACUACACAAGUGUUAAUGGCUUGUGUGU
Dunckerocampus dactyliophorus (ringed pipefish) is the source of this 10067-nucleotide messenger RNA. RefSeq names its product adrenoceptor beta 3a (gene adrb3a). Gene Ontology annotation, biological process: norepinephrine-epinephrine-mediated vasodilation involved in regulation of systemic arterial blood pressure; adenylate cyclase-activating adrenergic receptor signaling pathway. Lineage: Eukaryota; Metazoa; Chordata; Actinopteri; Syngnathiformes; Syngnathidae. The transcript has 3 exons. The record is from RefSeq and is a predicted model, not a curated record. Gene Ontology annotation, molecular function: beta3-adrenergic receptor activity; epinephrine binding; norepinephrine binding. Gene Ontology annotation, cellular component: membrane. The coding region runs from base 354 to 1766 and encodes 470 amino acids.